Vanrija pseudolonga is the source of this 780-nucleotide messenger RNA. RefSeq lists its product as uncharacterized. NCBI's taxonomy places the organism in Eukaryota, Fungi, Basidiomycota, Tremellomycetes, Trichosporonales, Trichosporonaceae. The record is from RefSeq and is a predicted model, not a curated record. The coding region runs from base 1 to 780 and encodes 259 amino acids. The transcript is spliced from 3 exons.
AUGACCGCCUCUGCACCAGCGUACAAGCUGUACGAGCUCGUCGCGCACGUCGACAGGCGCGAGGAGCAGACAAGCCACAGCUUCUUCGUGCUCCGGAGCAAGCUGGACCUUGCGCUCCUCGGCAUCCCGUAUGAGCGCGUCCCGCUCGCCUUUGCGCAGAUCAAGCCGACGCUCGCGGCCGCGGGGCCGGACGUGACGGUGCCUACGCUGGCCACGGGCGACGGCACGCUCGUGGUGGACAGCUUCAAGAUUGCCGAAUAUCUCGAGGACAAGCAUGCCACCAAGGACCGCUACCUCUUCGGCUCGGCCGACGCGCGGCGCUUCGCGCGCUUCGUCCAAAAGUGGGCCGACAAGGCGCUCCUCGUCGCGCUCAUCCCGCUCGUCGCGCCCCUGUUCGUCGCGCACAACGACGAGGAGUCGGAACGCUACUUUACCGAGCGCAUCUUCAACCCCGAGGCCGUGGCGCGCAUGACCGCCGACCUCAAGGACGCCGACAAGGUUAAGGCGCAGGCGGCGGCCGCGCGCCAGGUCCUGCGCGUCGUCGAGCUGUACCUCGCUGCGAGCGAGGGACGGUUCUUGCUCGGCGACGUGCCGACCCACGCGGAUAACGUCGUGGCCAGCUACUACUUCUCCAGCCAGGUCAACCCCGCGCUGAAUGCGCUCGUGUGGGAGCAUGCCGAGCUGCCCCGCGUCGCGCAGUGGAUCAAGGACUUUAAGCAGGUGACGGGGUUCACUGUUUCGUUCCCCCCUCCCCCCGCCGGCGUGGUGGCCGAUUUGUAG